Saimiri boliviensis boliviensis (Bolivian squirrel monkey) is the source of this 2472-nucleotide messenger RNA. The record is from RefSeq and is a predicted model, not a curated record. Lineage: Eukaryota; Metazoa; Chordata; Mammalia; Primates; Cebidae.
UCGCCCCGCGGGCCCCACCCCGCCAUCCCCGCCCACCCCUCUCGCGGGCGGAGCGGCUCUUGGCCUUUUUUGGGCGUCUCCCUGCUCCGCGGCCCGGGCUGGCUGGAGGGCGCGCGGCUGGCGGCUGCGGCGGUAGAGGGAGACCCGCGGCGAUCCCGGGCUCAGCGUCGCUGCCACCAUGACGGGAAGAUGAGGUCAGCAGAGGCCACAGAGGCUGAGCCACUCAGAAGGCCAGUCACAGGUCCACCAGUGUCCAGCCAGUGUUUGUCCCUGCAGCCCUUUCUGGAACCUAGCCGGGAAAAGAAAUUGCGGAGAGACAGGGACAGGGUCAGGAGCAGCCCCAGAAGCUUCGCUGAGGUGGAUGGAGGGACUGGGCAGGCCAGCCCGGGAGGAACAGACAUCCGACCUGGCCUUCGGAGUGUUCGAGUCUUCCUGUCCCAGAAGCUGUGGAGUUUCAUCUCCACUGUUACAUGCUGGUGUCCUCCACGUCCACUGUCCCCGUGUGAUCCCAGACAGUUCUUUGUGCCUGGAUCCCAGUUCUCUUGGCAUCGCCCAUGCUGCCCAGAGCCAAGGGUGCCUUUGGGAAACACCCCCUUGGCUCACAUACCUUCAGGGGCUCUCCCUGCCAGCUAUCCCCAGGACCUCACCAGCAACAUGUCAGACGCCUUGGCCAACGCCGUGUGCCAGCGCUGCCAGGCCCGCUUUGCCCCCGCUGAGCGCAUCGUCAACAGCAACGGGGAGCUGUACCAUGAGCACUGCUUCGUGUGUGCCCAGUGCUUCCGGCCCUUCCCUGAGGGGCUCUUCUACGAGUUUGAAGGCCGGAAGUACUGCGAACACGACUUCCAAAUGCUGUUUGCUCCAUGCUGCGGAUCUUGUGGCGAGUUCAUCAUUGGCCGUGUCAUCAAAGCCAUGAACAACAACUGGCACCCGGGCUGCUUCCGCUGCGAGCUGUGUGACGUGGAGCUGGCUGACUUGGGCUUCGUGAAGAACGCCGGCAGGCAUCUCUGCCGGCCUUGCCACAACCGUGAGAAGGCCAAGGGCCUGGGCAAGUACAUCUGCCAGCGGUGCCACCUGGUCAUUGACGAGCAGCCCCUCAUGUUCAGGAGUGACGCCUACCACCCCGACCACUUCAACUGCACCCACUGUGGGAAGGAGCUGACGGCCGAGGCCCGAGAGCUGAAGGGUGAGCUCUACUGCCUGCCCUGCCAUGACAAGAUGGGCGUCCCCAUCUGCGGGGCCUGCCGCCGGCCCAUCGAGGGCCGUGUGGUCAACGCGCUGGGCAAGCAGUGGCACGUGGAGCACUUUGUCUGCGCCAAGUGUGAGAAGCCAUUCCUGGGGCACCGGCACUAUGAGAAGAAGGGCUUGGCCUACUGCGAGACCCACUACAACCAGCUUUUCGGGGACGUCUGCUACCACUGCAGCCACGUGAUCGAAGGCGAUGUGGUGUCAGCCCUCAACAAGGCCUGGUGUGUGAGCUGCUUCUCCUGCUCCACCUGCAACAGCAGGCUCACCCUGAAGAACAAGUUUGUGGAGUUCGACAUGAAGCCCGUGUGUAAGAGGUGCUACGAGAAGUUCCCGCUGGAGCUGAAGAAGCGGCUGAAGAAGCUGUCGGAGCUGACCUCGCGCAAGGCCCAGCCCAAGGCUGCGCCUCAGCUCCGCCUGAAGACCCGGGUGCCCCUGCCUGGCUGUGCCUCGGCCCCUCCGCCUUCUCGCCUCCUGCUGCCCACGCGUGGCCCCUCGUCCCUGCCCACCUGCAGCCCUCCGCAUCGCACCCUUCCCUUCGCCUCCUCCCUUCCUGUUCUCUCAGCUGUGCCGUCCCGUCUCGCCUCUCCUUGGCUGUGGCUUCUCUCUGUGAGGAGGCAGGAGCUGGGGACUGGGAGCCUGUGACGGGCUGGGCCACGUCUGACAGCCACGUCCGCCUGUGCCUACAGUUCCGCCCACAGACCUCCAGGGACAGAAGCAAAUUGCAUCACAGCUCCUGACCUGGCCCGGCCUGGCCCUGCCCAGGUGGCUCGGUAGCGUGUGCUGUCCUGCGUGAGCCUCUGCCCCAGAGCGGCCCCGCUAGGUACAUGUGGCUCCUGGGCUACCCAAGGCCAGGGCAGCCUGCGGGAGCCACAGGGCCAGGGCCACGCAGAUGGAGGCCUCUGGGAGCCAUCCUCAUCCCUCACCAUUCACUCAACCAGUGGCACAGUGUCCCUGUGCCCACACCAAGCCAGCAAGUCCUCUGUCCACACCCACAAGCUACCUGGAGGGAGAGGACCCACCUCCAACCCUCAGAAGGGCUUCCUGGAAUCCCACCUUGGCCACCCACCCUCCCUCUCCUUGGGACCUGUGUUGAGCCUUUGGGUGGGGCCAGGGGCCAGGAGGUGGUGGGGUCAGAGGUCACUUGUUCCCACCUCCAGGGAGGACACUUCGUCUGUGGCCAGUGCAGUGCUGGCGCAGGGCUCACGCUUACACAAUGAAGGCUUGUUC